This is a messenger RNA of Adineta steineri, 963 nucleotides long. The record is from the annotation of a GenBank genome assembly. NCBI's taxonomy places the organism in Eukaryota, Metazoa, Rotifera, Eurotatoria, Adinetida, Adinetidae.
AUGACUGUUGCGCGUUCUGAUCAUACAUCAUCUGUUUUGAACGAUGGAAAAGUGUUAAUGAUUGGUGGAUAUGUGAAUAGUGCUGAGUUAUAUGAUCCAUUAACAAGUAUGUGGACACCUACUGGUAAUAUGACUAGCGUACGAUACAUCUUUCCAUCAACUCGAUUAAAUAAUGGACAAGUGUUAGUUUCUGGUGGUCCUGAUAAUAGUGCCGAGUUAUAUGAUCCAUUAACAGGAACAUGGGCAACUACAGGUAACAUGACUGUUGCUCGAUGUAGGCACACAGCAUCAUUACUAGCCACUGGCAAAGUGCUGGUAACUGGUGGAGAUGCUACUGGUUGUAGUGGUACUUCUAUGAAUAGUGCCGAGCUAUACGAUCCAUCAACAGGAAUAUGGACCAGCACUGGAAGUAUGAACUAUGCGCGAUAUCAGCACAUAGCAACUGUGCUACCUAAUGGAAAGGUGUUAGUUACUGCUGGUUCUCCUCCGAACAAUGCUGAAAUAUAUGAUCCAUCGACAGGAAUUUGGACAGUGACUGGUGCUUCGAGUGAUCAGCUAUAUUUGCAUGCUGCAACUUUGUUAGACAAUGGAAAAGUGUUAAUCAGUGGUGGACGCAAUGGUGGUACUUAUUACAAUACUGCUGAAUUAUAUGAUCCAUUGACAGGAAAUUGGACAAGGACUGGAAAUAUGAAUACUGGCCGAUAUGAACACGUAUUAACUGUAUUACCCAAUGGAAAAGUGUUAGUGACUGGUGGAAUGAAUGGUGCUACUUAUUUGAAUACUGCUGAAUUAUACGAUCCAACAACUGAAAUCUGGACAACAACUGAGAAUAUGAACACUCCCCGAAGUUUUCAUACAGCGUUUGUGCUAUCUAAUGGAGAAGUGCUAGCGAGUGGUGGUUGGACCACUGGUGUUACUUCCACAAAUAGUGCAGAAGUAUAUUAUUUCGCUGAAACAGAUUAA